Molecule: messenger RNA, 2554 nt
Organism: Zootoca vivipara (common lizard)
Lineage: Eukaryota; Metazoa; Chordata; Lepidosauria; Squamata; Lacertidae
Gene: SLC3A2
Product: solute carrier family 3 member 2
Biological process (GO): carbohydrate metabolic process; L-leucine import across plasma membrane; phenylalanine transport
Cellular component (GO): basolateral plasma membrane; apical plasma membrane
Molecular function (GO): L-alanine transmembrane transporter activity; L-leucine transmembrane transporter activity; aromatic amino acid transmembrane transporter activity
Source: RefSeq, a predicted model, not a curated record
UUCCCGCCUGGGGGAGCCGGGAGGGCGGGACGGGGGCGGAGGAUCCGAGUCUAUUUCAGCUGCCGGCCGGCGAGGCUUUGUUCAUAAUCGGAUCGAACCGGAUUUCCUUGAAGAGCUAAGUGCCGGAUCGUUCCAGGUGGCACCAUGACCUCCCCUGGUGUAACCCCCAACACGGAGCUCGACAUGAAAGAUGUGGAGCUCAACGAGAUGGAGACCGAGAAGCAGCCCAUGAACGCCUCUUCCCCGCUGGCCAGCUCACCAGGAAGCCUGGGCGAGAAGAAUGGGGUCGUGAAGGUGAAGGUGGCCGAGGAAGAGGAGGAGGAAAGCGCCAUGGUGGCCAAGUUCACUGGCCUCUCCAAGGAAGAGCUGCUCAAGGUGGCCGGCACCCCCACGUGGGUGCGCACCCGCUGGGCGCUCCUCAUCCUCUUCUGGCUGGGCUGGCUAGGCAUGCUGGCGGGGGCCGUCGUCAUCAUCGUCCAGGCCCCCCGCUGCAAGGACCUGCCCAAGCAGGAGUGGUGGCAGAAAGGCGGCAUCUACCGCAUCCAGGACGUGGCAGGGUUCCAGGACUCUGCAGAUGACAACGUGGGCGACCUGGCAGGUCUGAAGCAGCAAAUGGAUUAUUUAAGUAAACUCAAAGUGAAAGGUUUGGUGAUUGGGCCUCUCCACAUCAAUCCCGAAGACGACCAGGCCGGAACCAACCUCAAGGACAUCGACAAAAGAUUUGGGACGCUGGACGACUUCCGGGGAGUCCUGCAGGUGGCAAAGAAAAAAAGCUUGAAGGUGGUUUUGGAUCUGACCCCCAACUAUCGCAGCCAGUUGCCUUGGUUCAGCCAGGAGAUCCGUCUUAACAGCGAUUUGCAGGACAAAAUGAAGGAAGCAAUUACAUUCUGGCUGGAGGAAGGUGUCUCUGGGAUCCAGGUUGGAGGCGUGGAGCAUUUAAAUGACACCGAGAUCCUUAGUGAGUGGAAGAACCUGACGGAACAAUACAGUGUGGACGACCACACCAGGGUACUGAUUGCAGUGACACGCAGGCAGGAUGCCGAGGGCAUCUUCACCCUCCUCAACGAGACCACAGGCGUGGAUCUGCUGAGCAGCCAGUACCUCCUGGGGUUGGUGAGAGACGGCCAAGAUGACAGCACCCGAGGGGAAGCAGCCGCCAAGAUGAUACGCCAGUACAUCCAAGAAGCUGGAGACAAGUGGCCCAGCUGGAGUGUGGGAAGACCCGACAUUGGCCAGUUGGCCUCUCCAAUGGGCGAGCCUCUCCUUCGCCUCUUCCACCUGCUGCUCUACACGCUGCCAGGGACGCCCUUCACGGACUACGGAGAUGAGAUCGGGCUGCGGGACUUGCCGGGACAGCCUGCAGUCUCCAGUGUCAUUCGUAUGCAGUGGGAUAAUUCAGCAAACUUUGGCUUCUCGAAAGCAAAUCAGCAGCAGGUUAACACAGAAGCCGGCAAUGUCACUGUACAGUCACAGAACAGCGACCCGGCCUCAGUCUUGUCGUUCUUCAAGCACCUGAGCGAGCUGCGGGGGAAGGAGCGCUCCCUCCUUCACGGCGAAUACACAGAGGCCGAAACCAGCAACCCGAGUGUCUUUGCCUACCUGCGGGUCUGGGACCAGAACAAGCGCUACCUAGUGGUCCUCAACUUUGCUCCCAGGGAGCAGACCAUCUCCAUAGUGACGAACCCUCCCCUCCCAGACCAAGUCACAGUGGAGCUCAGCACGCAGCCCACGGAGGAGAAGAAACAGCUGAGUGUACGGGAACUCAGGCUGGCUCCCUCGGAAGGGCUCCUGCUCAGUUUCCCGUAUGUGGCCUAGUUUGACUUGCGUCUCCCCCAACCUGACAAGGAGGAGCAAAAGAGCAGGGUCUGUGCAACAACUGUCCUUGGAAAGAAGCAGCAUCUGAAUUCUUGAAAGGGCGCAGUUUUCACAGCAUUCUGAUCUUCCUCUCUCCUGUAUCACCUGAAUUUUUUAAACAUCUGUCUCUUCUCUCCCUCUGCUCCCCUAAUUCCUUCACUCCUUGUACAUUCCUUGACCUGCCAGUAUCUGGAAAAAAGAAACUUUUAUAGUAGGAGGGGGGAAUAUGUGGACCCUCAGGAGGUUGUUGAACUCCGACUCCCAUGAUCCUUAGCCAGGGGGUCCAGUUGUUGGGUAGGAUGGGAGUUGUAGUUCAAUAACAUCUGGAGGGCUGGGGGGUCCCUCACCCGUGGUGUAGAGCUUAAUGUCCCCACCACCACCGGAUACACAAACAUGUCAUGUGUGUGAACAGAGGAUCUGUCCAUGGAUCCAGUUUUGAUUAUCAUUUCCACAUGGUGUGUGUGCUUGUCAUUUGGCUGGGCAACUUUCUUCCUUGAGAACUGACAAGUAAAGUUAUAUGUUUUUGUCCAAACUACAUGCCCCAGCUCCUUCUAAGCCUCUGAACUUAAAACUUUGUGGAAUGAAUAUUACUGCAGGCGCAUAGUGUCUGUACAAGCCUGUCCUGUUUGUGUGCCUGUCCUGUUUGCCAAAACUAUUGUGAACUGGUAUGGAAUGAGUUUAAUAAAUUUCUCUCUGCUGA